This is a messenger RNA of Populus trichocarpa (black cottonwood), 672 nucleotides long. RefSeq lists its product as uncharacterized. Bases 1 to 672 code for a protein of 223 amino acids. Lineage: Eukaryota; Viridiplantae; Streptophyta; Magnoliopsida; Malpighiales; Salicaceae. The record is from RefSeq and is a predicted model, not a curated record. The transcript has a single exon. Gene Ontology annotation, molecular function: RNA-DNA hybrid ribonuclease activity; nucleic acid binding.
AUGUUGUUCUUCUCAGUGGCAUGGUCUCUUUGGCUACUUCGAAAUGAUCUGAUCUUCCAACAGAAGACACCUGACUAUGAUUCAAUAUUCUUUCUUAUUAUCACUCGUCUAUGUCUAUGGCUAAAAGCUAUCCAUUUUGAUUUCCCAUACUCCCCUUCAGAUCUGAUCAGAUCGGCAGAUAGCUUACUUCGGUGGUCCAAUGCCCACUCCUUCAGGAUUCAUAAUAUGUGGUCUCCUCCUAUGAUUAAUAGCCUCAAAUGGAACGUGGAUGGCUCGUCUCUUGGUAAGCCAGGCCCUUCUGGAAUAGGUGGUGUACUGCGAAAUCAUCAUGGACAUCUUCUCGGUAUGUUCUCUGUUCCAGUUGGUAUUUUAGACUCUAAUAUUGCUGAGUUAAGGGCUAUUGUCAAAGCCAUUGAACUUUCAGCAUCUAAUUGUCUCUUUCACCAUCAACACCUUAUCAUAGAAUCUGACUCAGUCAAUGCUAUUAGCUGGAUGAAUAAGCCUCACAACCGUCCCUGGAAGCAUCAUAAUUUGUUCUCCUCUGUUAAUAGGCUGAAAGCAUAUUUUGGUUCAAUCACCUUCUCCCAUAUCUUCCAUGAAAGUAAUUGCAUGGCAUAUUGCAUGGCUAAACAAGGAGUGCAGAGAUCAAGUGAUUUUGUUGCCUGGCUUUGA